Messenger RNA from Botrytis sinoallii, 1787 nucleotides. RefSeq lists its product as uncharacterized. Bases 299 to 1183 code for a protein of 294 amino acids. The record is from RefSeq and is a predicted model, not a curated record. The transcript is spliced from 2 exons. NCBI's taxonomy places the organism in Eukaryota, Fungi, Ascomycota, Leotiomycetes, Helotiales, Sclerotiniaceae.
GUGCACCCAGUAUGUGAUUAUGUAAUCAUUAUCAAAGCCACGUUAACUUAACUAUCAUAGCAUGUUAAUCGUUAUCUACGGCAUGUGCUCUGGUGCUGUUCGCGCUUGUAUCUACGAUCGACCUGUCCAGUUACACCAUAGCGUUGAAUGAGCAGCCACUAAUUAUUUAAAAGAAAUCUAUUACUCAUUUACACACAAACGACUCUUUAAAUAUCGUAUUGAUCCUUCAGUUAACAGGUCAGGUAACCUCUCUUUCUAGCCCAGAAGUUCAAUUACUAUUUCCGAUCAAUCCUCAAUCAUGGCUCCUGGUUUCAAUACCAAAUCUCCCACGUUGAAGCGCAUCAUGAAAGAAGCCGCCGAACUCUCGCAACAUCCAUCUCCAGACUAUACAGCUUCUCCAGCUUCAGAUACCGAUUUGUUCGAUUGGCACUUCACAUUGCGCGGCCCUCCAUCCUCAUCUUUCGCCGAGGGUAUCUAUCACGGACGCAUCGUUUUGCCUCCCCAAUAUCCUCUUCGACCUCCUUCCUUUAGAUUUCUGACACCGAGUGGAAGAUUUGAGGUGAAUCGUGAGAUCUGUCUAAGUAUAAGUGGGCAUCAUGAGGAAACAUGGCAGCCUGCGUGGGGAAUACGAACCGCCUUAGUAGCUCUCAGAUCCUUCAUGGAAACUAGUCCUUCAGGGCAAUUGGGAGGGGUUGAUGCGAGCGAUAGCGUUAGAAAGAGAAUAGCAGGGGAGAGUAGGGGGUGGAAGUGCGGUGUUUGUGGUGGAAGGAGCUGCGAGGAGAUUUUAGGAGAAGCAGAACAGCUUGCGAAGGAACUCGAGGGUGAAGGGACAAGUUCUAACAGAGAAGAGGAGACAGUACCACCUGACAUGCAAAUAGGGCUCAAGAAGGAGACUAGAGCGGAAACGGGAUCAAACCAGGAGAAAGACGAAGGAAAUAGUAAAUCCACGGAGGAUGUAAAGCCAGCACAGGCUGAGAGUGAGUAUCCACCUGCGAGGCCGGCGCAGACGGUGCCUCAACCCACAGCUACGAUACCACUUCCUCAACUUCCUCAACCUCAAAGACAAAUGGCACAAGCUCGUGUUCAGUCAGAUGAAGGCGUACCCGUAUGGGUCGAUAGGGCUAUUGCCGGGAUAGUUUUAUGCUUAGUAGUCAUGGUUUUGAAGAUGCUAUUGGGGAAAUAAACAGGGCUUUAGGGUGUUUUAGUUCAGGCUUUCUUCGAACAAUCGUAUUAGUGGGUCGGGAGGCAUGAUGACAAGGCGUUAUUGGGCUGAGCGGGUAUGGAUCUUGGCGUUUACUAAAAUUUGAUACCAUUAUACAGAGAAUGCAGGAUACUUUUCACGUAGCCUAGUUGGCACCUCAUUGUAUCAAAACAAGAAUUCUCGCGUGUAGUGAGUAAGUUACGGACAGCACAACAUGACAGUAGCUCCAUAUAUCGCAGAUGUCAGGUUCCUGGUUCUCGAUGCACGAUAUUCUCUUGGGAUCAGAAUUUUAAUUGCUGGGCUCUUUGUGUUAAGUAUGUCAGACUCGAAUCUCACAAAUUUCUUGAGCUGCUUGAAGUGUAUUUGACCAAUCUUUCGAGAUAAAAUCUUCAAUGGUUUGUUGGCUGUUUAGAAAAAAAAGUGGCUGAUCAAUAUGCACGACUGACGGUAGGCAGUUGGACAAUCAAAUGGGCCAUUUGACGUGCAACUGUACAUUGCUAUCUUCUCUAGAGAACUGAUUUUACUGGAAUUCCGAACAAUUUCACUCAAGCUUCGUUAUCGCACUCCACAAACGGCCACCAUUGAU